This is a messenger RNA of Aphidius gifuensis, 3594 nucleotides long. Its product is annotated as solute carrier organic anion transporter family member 1A5-like. Gene Ontology annotation, cellular component: membrane. Gene Ontology annotation, molecular function: protein binding. Gene Ontology annotation, biological process: sodium-independent organic anion transport; transmembrane transport. The record is from RefSeq and is a predicted model, not a curated record. The coding region runs from base 353 to 3331 and encodes 992 amino acids. Lineage: Eukaryota; Metazoa; Arthropoda; Insecta; Hymenoptera; Braconidae. The transcript has 8 exons.
GUCGAGUUUUACCGCAAACGGUGACUAAAUCAGUCGUUAAAUUUGUGGCAUUGAUGAUUGACCUGGUGUUAAAUAAAUUACAUCAACUAAAAAAAUUGAAAUAAAUUAAAAGCUAUCUAAUCAAAUCACAUUUCUUCAAAGAUUUCUUAUAAUUAAUUUAAAAACAAAAAGAAACAUAUUAAUCAUUAAAAGUUGUAAAGUAUUUUGUUAAUAUUUUCAUGAUGAGUCAUAUAGUGAUAUCAUUCUUAUAAUCUCGAAAAAUUUAGGCGUCACCAGUGAUUAAAAAAUACCUGUUAGUUUUUUUUGUAAAUUUUUUAACUAAUUUGUGUGUUAAUUAGUGAACUGAGUUAUAAUGACACUUGGACCACGUGAAGUAAUGAGAUCAGAAGAAAUUGAAGGUGGACCAAGUGGCCCAGCAAAUCCAAUACCAGAUCCAGAAUCACUUGAUUGUGGCUGUGGACAAUUACCAUGUAAAAAAUUAGCAAAAUAUGCAACAAGAAAAUUAUUUAUAAUACUUUUAUGUUGGAUUGGUUUUAUACAAUCAGCUGGACAAGAAUAUUUUUAUGUUACAAGUUCAACAAUUGCUAGAAAAUUUCAGCUACAUCCAAAUACAAUUGAAUGGUUAACAAUUAUUAAUAAUGGAUUAUUUCCAUUUAUAUUGGCUUUACCAGUAUCAUACUGGGGUGAUCGUAUACAUCGUGCUGCAUGGAUUGGAGCACUUGUAUUAAUUCAAAGUGUUGGUUAUUUAUUUCUCGUUAUUCCUCAUAUUAAUUCAUCAUCAAAAGUAAUUGAGGGAACAAAUAAUGUCACUCAUCUUUCACUAUUUGCUGAUGAUAAUCCUGAACUUUGCUCGAAAUCAGGUCUAGCAAGAUUAGUAAAUGUCGAAAUAGAUUCAUCAUAUUUUGUACUUGGUAUUGUAAUAUUAUCACAAGUUGUUAGCUGUAUGGGAAAUGUUGGAUUUUAUUCACUUGGAAUAUCUUAUCUUGAUGACAACACAAGAAAACGACAUGUACCAAUUCCACUUGGUUUUAUUAUUGCAUUUAGAAUAAUGGGAAUAUUAUUUGGCUACAUUCUUGGAUGGGCAUGUCUCAGAAUUGAUGCAGACAAUUUGAGUAAAGCUAUUGAAUCUUACCAAGAAAAUAAUGGUGCAUGGUGGCUUGGUUGGCCAAUACUAGCUGUUCUUUUAGCACUUCCUGGUUUACCUAUGUCUUGGUUUCCUCGUCGACUACCAUCAGAAGUUGUUGAACAAGCAGCUGCAUCAAUUCUUGAUUCACCAGGUGGUAGAACAAGCCCCCUGUCUGAAUCAACAAUAUCAGAUGCUAAAAAUGUUGGUGAUACUAAAUAUCUUCCAUCAAUGUUACGUUUAUUUAAAAAUAAAAUAUUAUUAUGUAGUAUAUUUUCAUCUAUAUUUUGUAUUACUGGAAUUAUUAAUUUUUUGGACACUGAAGAUAUUAUACUUGAAUCAAGAUUUUAUGCACCAAGACCAUCUGGACUAUUUUUAGCUUUUGGUGAUCCAUUAAUAUCAAGAACAAUCAGCAGAUUAUCAAGACCAAUUUUAAUUUCGAUAACUGUUAUACUAUCUGGACUAAUAAUUUCGAAAUUACGACCACGUGCAAAAUGGCUAGUUUGUUAUAAUAUUGGAGCAUUAAUAAUUGCAUCAUUAAUAAUUUUUUAUCUUGCAUUUGUAACGUGUAAUAAAACAUCAAUUGUCGGUUCAAAUUCAUCUGGCUCAGUAUCAUCAUUACUGAGAUAUUGCAACAAAGAUUGUCGUUGUUCACGUGAUGCUAACUUCCAGCCAGUUUGUAAUAAAGAUUAUUCAAUUGUUUUUUAUACGCCAUGUCAUGCUGGAUGUACGGGAAUUAAAAAUACUGGUAAUAAAAAAAUAUUUACAGGAUGUAAUUGUAUUGAAGAAAUAACUGGACUACUUGGUAAUGAAGCAACACAAGGACCAUGUGUAUCAACUAAAUGUCAAAUUGGAUGGAUUGUUUUUGAGAUAAGCACAAUAUUGGCAUACAUGUUAAUUGCAUCUUGUGCAGUAUCAUCACUUUUAAUUGGUCUAAGAUCAACCUACCUUCAAGACAAAUCACUUGCAAUUGGUUUAUGGAUAUCUCUUGUUUCGAUAUUUGUUUAUGUACCAGGAAAAAUGUUGUACUGGAAAGUUGCAAAUUCAACAUGUAUUUAUCAUGGUAAUUCACCAAGUUUAUGUCAUCUGUAUGAUUCAAUUGAUCUUGGUGCAUAUUUGGCAUAUAUAACAACUUUAUUUUUGCUUAUUAGUUUUAUUUUUGAACUGGCAAUAUUUUUUAUAUGUCAAAGAUUAAGAAUUUAUCGUGAAAUUCAAUUUGAUACAGCUGAUUUAAAUGAAAGAACAGAACAAAUAUUUACACCUUUGACAAAUGAAACAAUUAAUUCUAAUAAUAACAAUGGAAAUGUAGCUGAUGAUGAUGAUGAGGAUGAUGAUACAACUGAACGACAUGUAGCAAGUGAUAGUUCAGCAUUUGUUGCUGAACUUGCUGCUGUUACAAGUAACAUACGUAAAAACAAUGAAACAAUAUUAAUGACAGAAGAACCAGGUACAUCAAGUGAUUAUACUGUUAAAACAAAUGGUCCACUUAAAUAUGGACCAGUUGGUCCUGGUAAUCCACGUACAACAAGUACAAAAUCAGUUGAUAAAAUUGCACAAAGUAGUUAUACUGAUGAUACUGAUGAUGAUGAUCAUAUAAAUAAUAAACGUGGACCAAUGUCAUUAAUGACAAUAUCAUAUAAACGUCUUGAAAUUAAUUCUGAUAGUGAAACAUCUGAUUCAAGUCCUGGAUCACGUCAUCGAAAUGAUUAUCAUAAACAAUCAAUAUCGAAAUUAGCAUCAAUUGAUAAUCCAGUAACAAAUAAUACAAUUGCUGGUUUUUCAAAAACAAAUGACAUUGAAUUUACAAAAUGGGAUAAUAAAAAAAAAGAUAGACCAUAUACUGGUGAUUUUAAUGAAAUUGGCAUACCAAUUAUUAAUUAUAAUUUACAAACAAUAAAUUCGAAAAGUAAUUCUGAUAUAAUUAUACCAAAAAAAUUACGUAAUAAAGAAGAAAAUUAUCAACAAAUUGAUAAAGGUAAUUUUUUAAUAAAUGAUGAUACAAUAAAUCAACGAACUGUUUCACCAAUUGGGCAUACAUCCUCAGGUUUUGGAUCAUUUGCUUCGGAUUUACAGAAAAUUACAACUGAAUCGAAAACAUCAACACCAGCAUUAGAUUAUUCAGGAUCAGAAACUUCAAAUUCAAUUGCAUCAACAAGCAAAUCAAAAUUAACAAAAGUUAAAAAACCAACAUUUUCAACAGCUCUUUAAAAAUUACAUAUUAACAGAAAAAUUUUUUUUUAAUCAUUUUUAUAUAUAAAUUUAUUACAACUAAAUAAUAAUAUAACUUUUUUUUUUUUUCGACAAUUUUUAUCAAUAACAAUUUAUUAAUUAUAUAUUUUUUAUGAUUAUGAAAUUUUUUUUGAUAAAAUUUUUAUUUAUAUUUUUAAGAAUUUUUAAUCGUAUCACAUAAGCUACUUUUUUUUUUUUUAAAACUUAACAGUAUUAUUAUUAAAAAAAAAGAAAAAAAAAAA